Molecule: messenger RNA, 1772 nt
Organism: Lepidothrix coronata (blue-crowned manakin)
Lineage: Eukaryota; Metazoa; Chordata; Aves; Passeriformes; Pipridae
Gene: ARMC10
Product: armadillo repeat containing 10
Exons: 6
Coding region: 1-915 (304 amino acids)
Cellular component (GO): mitochondrion
Molecular function (GO): protein binding
Source: RefSeq, a predicted model, not a curated record
AUGGGGGAGCCGCGGGGCGCGGCGCUGAGGGCGGCGGCGGCCGCGCUGCUCGGGGCCGGCGCCUGCUACUGCCUGUGGCGGCUGACGGCGGGCGGGCGGCGGGCGGGGGCCGUGCGGGGGCCGCCGGCAGACAGCAGUCCUCCAGUGUCAACCCAUGGCAUGGAUGCAGAUGCUCUACAGAAACUGAUUCAUUUGCUCCAGGCCACAGAUGAUCCAUUAAUUCAAGAGCAAGCUUUAAUCACUCUCAGCAACAGUGCUGCCUUCUCUGUAAAUCAAGAUAUAAUCCGAAGUUUGGAUGGCCUUUCUGUUAUUGGAGGGAUGCUCUCUGAUUGCGUUCCCAAAGUUAAAGAAAAAGCACUAAAUGCGCUUAAUAAUUUGAGUAUGAAUAUUAAAAAUCAGGAAAAGAUACAGGUAUAUAUUACACAAGUUUGUAGGAUCGUUGAGUCAGCUCCCCUCAACUCUGAUCUGCAGCUAGCUGGACUCAGGCUGUUGACAAAUAUGUCUGUUACCAAUGACUACCAUCAAAAGAUGAUAAACUCAAUUCCAUGCUUUCUUCAUUUGCUUUCAGAAGGAACUGAAAGGACACAGAUUCAAGUUUUGAAAGUACUUGUGAACUUAUCUGCAAACCCAGCCAUAACAAGACAUCUUCUCAGAGCUCAAGUGCCAUCAUUGCUGUUACUUUUUGACAACUAUAUAAACAGAGAUAUUCUGCUCAGAGCCCUGGCAUUUGCAGCAAACUUGAAAAAGAACAUGAACAAUGAAGAUGGCACCGUAACUGAGGACCAAUACAGUGAAGACUCAAUUUUCUUUACACUCUGCAGGGACUCUGCCCCAUUUGCUCAGAAACUGGCGUUUUUGCUGCAUCACCCCGACAUAGAAGUGAAAGAACAAGUUGUGAGAAUAUUAACACAAUAGUGUUGUUUUCUAAAAACAGACUGACCUGAUGAAAAUAUUUAAUCUUGGGAAUGCUAUGCUAAAAAAACCUGCAACAAGCAAACAAUAAAACAACAAUGACAAAUAAACCCUGAAUACUACCAUAUUACCAGGCACAAAUCAGUUAGUGCAAAAGAGUAUUUAAUAUAGAGAGCAUAACAGAUUUUUUUUACAAGCAAGAGAAAAGCAAUAGCUUAAUUAACUACAGUGCAGUUAACCACAACUGUGCAAAGUUUCUACACUUGAACAAAAAUUGGAAGGAUUUUAUUUUGCUUUAAAAUCGUCACUUUAAGGAAAGCAGGCAUAUUUUUAAAAAUAUUUUAUUAAGAGUCAAACAUUAUCUGCAACUGCAAUUUAGUAUUCUCGUCUUUAUAAAAAAGUCUAUGAGAGCAGUAUCAUACACAUUUUUACAAAAGCUUCCUAUUCUGUAGCAGCCCUUGAGCCUGCUUUCCUUGGAGAACUUUACUCCAUUUUUCUGCAACUGGAACAUCAUUGGAAUAAGUGCUUCUGCUGAAUUACCCUCCAUAAAGUUUAAGUCAUCAGUUGAGCAUUAAUUCAAAAUGAAGUGGAAUACAUAUAAACAUCACUGUAAAAGAACCUGAAUGGAGUUUCAUUGAUGAACAGAAAACAUACUGGAAAAGACUUCUCAAACCAGACUGCUAAAAAACUUCCUAACACUUGUAUUAUAGAGAAAGUAAAAAAAGCAUCGGUUUUCCACUUUGUACCAUUUUUAAGAGAACUGUAUCACCUAAACUGUUACCAGGUGCUUCAUCUUUCUAAGUUAAUAUACCCACUCUGCUCUUAAUAAAACAUUCCUAUCUUCUCUUUCUGUAAUGCAA